AAGAAUUCCGUUCUGAUGUCGGAUUUGAAGGCAAAAUUGAGGAAGUGAGUUCCAAGAAGGUCCUAGAAGACCAAUUGUCUAAGUUUAUCUGUGCAAUGAAGCGACGUGAUGGUGGUGAAUACCAUGCUAGCUCAGUAAGAAGUUGCUUGGCGGCAAUUUGGCGUUACCUUAAUCAGCACUCCGUUAUGGAGAAACCAGUCGACAUACUCAAUCCGAAAGUGUACUUCGAUUUAAAUCAAGUUAUUAAUAGAAAACUGAAAAAUCUUUCUGCGAAAGGCUUUGGUGAAAAAACAGGGGCAGAUGGACUAACCAUGAAUGAGGAUUAUGAUGCACAAGCGGAAGUAAUCAGCUUGCCAAAUAUCAAAGAUAUUAUCGAUGAUUAUGAAUUUUAUUUAAGUAAACGUCCAGUAACUGCAGUAACUAAUUUUUAUUUGAAACCUUUUACUACGAAUUCAGUUCAAUUUAAUGGACAAUGGUAUUACGGACGUGCAUUUGGAGAACGAACAUUGAGAGGUUACUUGCGUACUAUAUGUGAAACUGUAGGUAUUCAGAUCGGCACUCGUAACAUUUCAAAUCAUUCGGGAAGAAAAACUGCAGUUCAACUACUAAAGGAACUUGGGUAUUCUGAUUCUGUCGUAAUGUCGAUUACAAGACACAAGUCUCAAAAAGGUUUAGCUGCAUAUGAAAGACCAAAAUCAGUAAUGCAAAGGGAAGGAAUUAAUGGAUUUUUUAAUGCAUUAAUGCAGGUUUCGAAUAAAGCAUUGGAAGAUGAUGCCUCCGAAGCAAGUGUCGAUGCUAUUCCUAAAGCUACUGUCAAUGUCGCCCGCAAGGAAAAUAUCACCCCCAAGGAAAGUGUCGCCCCCAAGAAAAAUAUCGUCCCUGAUAAAAGUGGUGCCCCUAAGGAAAAUGGCAUCUUCAAGGAUUUUAUUCCUGCAAGUUUAUACGUUCAACGUGCUGAUUCGCAAGCAUCACUAGUGAAUGCAUUUGAUGACCUUGAUGUAUCUUCUCAGAAUUGUGUUUCUUGUACUGCGCUAGUUGAAUGUAGUCAUAAUAUUUUAGAAAGCGAUACUCAAAAAGAGACAGGUACGAAUGCUGAAAAGGAUGAAAAAAAGUUACAAAAUAAAGAAUUUAUUGAAAAAUUCAUGACAGGAAAUACAUUCUAUAAUUGUAUCUUUAAUUUUUAA
This is a messenger RNA of Cetraspora pellucida, 1184 nucleotides long. The record is from the annotation of a GenBank genome assembly. Lineage: Eukaryota; Fungi; Glomeromycota; Glomeromycetes; Diversisporales; Gigasporaceae.